This is a messenger RNA of Aspergillus luchuensis, 486 nucleotides long. RefSeq names its product AP-1 complex subunit sigma (gene VAS2). The record is from RefSeq and is a predicted model, not a curated record. Gene Ontology annotation, biological process: vesicle-mediated transport; protein transport. The transcript has 5 exons. Gene Ontology annotation, cellular component: AP-1 adaptor complex; intracellular membrane-bounded organelle. Gene Ontology annotation, molecular function: clathrin-cargo adaptor activity. NCBI's taxonomy places the organism in Eukaryota, Fungi, Ascomycota, Eurotiomycetes, Eurotiales, Aspergillaceae. The coding region runs from base 1 to 486 and encodes 161 amino acids.
AUGGCAAUCCACUACUUGAUUCUCCUGUCGAGGCAGGGCAAAGUGCGCCUUGCCAAAUGGUUCACCACUCUCUCUCCCAAGGAGAAGGCCAAGAUCAUCAAGGAUGUGACCCAGCUGGUUCUGUCGCGUCGCACCCGCAUGUGCAAUUUCCUCGAAUACAAAGACACCAAGGUCGUUUACCGUCGCUAUGCCUCCCUCUUCUUCAUCGCCGGUUGUGCAUCCACCGAUAACGAAUUGAUCACCCUCGAGGUCGUGCAUCGUUACGUCGAGCAGAUGGACAAGUACUACGGCAAUGUGUGCGAGCUGGAUAUCAUCUUCAACUUCCAAAAGGCAUACUUCAUCCUUGAUGAGCUGUUGCUGGCGGGAGAAAUGCAGGAGAGCAGCAAGAAAAAUGUGUUGAGGUGCAUCAGCCAGCAGGACAGUCUGGAAGACAUGGAGGAUUCCAAGGAAGUCGUCAAUCAUUUAGCCAAGGAAGGGCUCCUGUGA